Synchiropus splendidus (mandarinfish) is the source of this 3652-nucleotide messenger RNA. Its product is annotated as KIAA1328 ortholog. The coding region runs from base 247 to 1638 and encodes 463 amino acids. The record is from RefSeq and is a predicted model, not a curated record. The transcript is spliced from 11 exons. Lineage: Eukaryota; Metazoa; Chordata; Actinopteri; Syngnathiformes; Callionymidae.
CAGAAAACUAAUUUCAUUCAAAAACGGGUCACUUAGUCCACAUUCUCUGUAGCCUGAGAAAGUUAUAGACUUUUGAGGAACUGCGGCGGCUAACAGUUAGCUGGCGGAAGCUACAGAUGUCGGGAUUGUCACCGUAAAGCUAGUGUUAUGUAUUAUUGAUUUGCUCACGUUAUAGAUGACUAUAUAUGUAAUUCAUAUUUGAAGGGGGGUGGUAAUCAACUUCACAAUGAUUUGGCAAGCUGUCACAUGAUGUUAAGUGGUGAGGACUCCUCCCCACAGGAUUCAGAUUCUUUCGCCCCCUUGAAACCGGUAUCUUUUGAAAACAGCAGAAUCCAGCACCAGGUGUCUCUGAAAGAUCUCUGUGCAGAUGACAAACGCCGAAUUGCCAACCUCAUAGAAGAACUGGCCCGAGUAAGCGAGGAAAAGGAGGAGUCUGUGAAACGUCUGAAAGAUGAAAAGGGACAUUUUGAGCGCAAGAUCCAACAACUGGAGGAGCAGAAUCUCCUGAUUGCAAAAGAGCGAGAAAACAUGCACCAGCAAUACAGAGAAUGUCAGGAGCUGCUGGGACUCUACCAGCAGUACCUUUCUCAGCAACAGGUGAAGCUCAACCAGUCCAUUUCUGAACUGAACCAGAUGUCGGCCCAAAACAAGGUGCCACCUAAAGCGGGAUCCACUCGCAUAACAGACAGCCAGGAACCUCCUUUGGAUGGCUCUUAUCUCGGCUUUACGUCCACUCGAGCGCACAGAAGUGGCGGUGGAAGGCAAGGAAAUGGAUUUGGCAGCAGUCUUGCUUCUCUUUCCAGUGAUGGUGACUUUAGUUCAAAUGAUAAGAAGCCUGGUGGCAAGUCCAGGUCCCACCACAGACAUGCUCUCCAUCAACACAGUGGCCAUUCUAAUGGAUGUGAGAUGAAGCAAAGGGUUCCUUGUAGCUGCUAUCCUCAGGGGAAUCCUCAGCACAGUUAUUGUGAGAGGAGCCACUGUGGGAGUAGCAUUCCCUUACACAGCAAGGAGGCGCUCACCAGCCCUCUGCUGGGGCACAGGAGUUGGGAGGAGAAGAGACACCAGCUGCUGGUACAGAGAAUGCAGCUGGAGAAGGAGAGGGAGAAGCUGCAGGUUCGGUUGGCUGAGCAGGACGAGAGGCUCAACAGACAGAAUCAGCUGCUCAGCCAGUCACGACUCAACUGCACAAGUUUUCAGGAAGCUAACCAGUCGCUGCUGAGCAAGAGCGGGCAGAAACUGGUGGGGCAUCCUCCUGGUGUUCUUCCUACUGAGCACAACAAAAAUGUACCUCAAGACCAACCGGAUUCUGCUGCCGAGGUGUCGAUGAGAGCCAAGAGAGACGUGGGUACAUCGCCUGCUGAGUCUCCUGCGAGCCAGAGAGCUGCAACCAGUCAGUCAGUCAGUACCAGGUUGGAUUUUUCUGGGGUUGAGUUAUUGGAUAUCUUCUCUCCAGUCCCGGCACCAAAGCAGCACAAACAAUCCACCCGAAGGCCCACAACACUGCAACAUAGACCCACCUUCCCCACACCAAAGCCAGUCCACAGAACUCUGCACACUCCUGCUGGGAGAAAUCCUCAAAGUGCCCGACUGGACCUGGAGGAAAGCCAGAUACUGGAGGAUAUUUUUUUUAUUUGCUGACAAAGAAAACCAUGAAUGUCAGAAAAAAAGCCUUUUUAGCUUUUAUUUUUCUGAAGUUGGAAAUGGUUGAAGUGGUUCUACUGAUGAUGAUGAAAAUUCAAAUAAAAAGUUUUUAUUCAAGUUCAGAGUAGACGCAUGGAGAUCUUGCGCCUCCAUAUUGAACUAUGGUGGUUUAGGCAUCCGGUUUUGACUCACUUGACAUGCUGGAGAGGUAAUGUCCAUGGAAAUGGACUUCUGAGACUGACAUUGGACCUAGUGGUCACGAAGAGUACUAUGUCACCGUCUUAAAGCAUCUCAAUGCUAUCAUGGGUAGUUGAGGAGUAGUAGACAGCUCUGGAUGGAUUGACUAGCUCUUGUAUGGAGGUAUAGGUGUUAUGUGCCACACCCCAAUCAUUGUGGCAUUGCCAAGAAUGUAUACAGGUACCUUUCUGUUCAGCAGUACCUGGCUUGUCCUAGACAUUGGGAGAGUCAGGGCUUGCUGGAGCAAUGAGUUUUCUUGGAUUGCGUGCAUUGGAAUGGUGCAGACCCUGUGGAAGGCAGACUUUACAGAUAGAAAUACUGUGAAUACUCUUAGAACUACUCAAGCUUAGGCUUGUCUUAGGCUUGAACCUAAGAGUAAAUGCUGGGAUGGCACAAUGGAUGUCUUUCCUCGUCCACAGUUUCACCCUUUCCCACUGCAGCAACUCUCUUUUCUUUGAUCUUCCACAUAGAAACAGGUCCUCAGCUGCUUUCGUCAUUUCCAGACCCUCCACCAUCAUUCAGACCCAGAAUCUUCUUCAGAAUCCACCUGUUAGCAUUCAGGGCCAUCCACUCACUCACUCUUCUUUACUCCUUAUUUCCCCUCUCUGUUGCCUGUCCUGCCCACACCCUCAGCUUCUUCUUCUCGCCGUUCUCCUCACUGCCCCCCCUCCUCACUUUGGAUUUAUUCCCCAUGAUGAUCACACAAAACUCACCUGUUAGGUUCCUCAAAUUCAUUUGGUUAACAUGUUGUUGUAUCUUCUUCCAUUGUGUUGUUUUGAUCUUGAUAUUGUUGAGUGACCUUGACCGUUGGAAAGGUGUCCUCACCUACGCAGAGGUCUUGCUUUACAUCUGAUGUAGUAAUUAUUCAUACAUGUUCUCAUAUACAGUCUCAAAUCUUCAAAAUCUCUUAAAACCAGGAACUAAUGACAUCACACAGGACACUUAAUUCUAGACUGUGCUUUAUUAUUGGGCUAAGCUGAGACGCUUCAUUCAUUUAAAAUUACAAAAAAAAGAGUCCAGGGGACCAGAGAAUGGUGCAGUCUGGAAAGUGGGGAGCCAAAAGCGCACUGCCCAAUCAAAAGCUUAGCUUGUUAGGAACCUGGCAAAGCUUAAAAUGCAACAUUCAUAUCCCCACCCGUCACAUGUGCUGAAGUCAGGAAAUACAAUUCCAGAAUACUUUGUAAUCCACGUGAAGUCAAAAGGUGACCGUUUUUUGGAAAAUGAAAGCACUGAAGAGAUUUGCGUGAAUGAGUGGAUUUUCACUGUACAAAUCAUUGGAACAAGAUCGGAGCUCUGUCGGAAGCAGGAUGAGGAAACGUGGACGCAGACUGGGGGGGGAAUGUCGUGAGAGCAGUCUGUCUGCGAUUAACAAUUCAUCAGAUAUUAGCAAGUAAAGUGACCUCGGGGCGUCUGCCGUUGUGAACACACAUCUAUGUUUGUAAGGAAAUUGGGGAAUUAUCCUGAUUUAUUUAUUCACUCAGCAUUUUAAAUCAUGCAUUUACAAUGUUUGGAAAUAUCCUCAGUGGCAGAAAUGGGCUUUUGUACAAAACUAUGACCGGCUGAUGCGAAGUAGUUUUUUUUUUUUUUUUUUUGGCAUCAUCGCAGAGCUCAGAUCUUGAGAUUCAACAGCAUAAAUAAAUAGAUAUCAACAGUUGAAUAAAUUAAGAAAUAAAUACCAUGAUACAUAUUUGUUUUUGACAUCACUUGGUCUCUGGGAACGGUUGAAUCUGUCAUCAAGUGCUGAAGGCAAAGAUCCUGCAGACAGGAGCGAUGA